AUGGCGGUGGCGCGCGCGGCUAGUCCCACCCUCCCGCCUCCGCUCAGCCAGCCAGGCCGCGGCAAGCGAAGGGCGGGAGUCAUGGCGGAGAGUGGUCCUGUGGAGGAGGAUGCGGCGCCUUCCUCCGCUGAGGCACGCCUCGCCUGUCCGGGGCGCUGGGAGCGGUUGAGGUUGGCGGCCGGGCCCUGGGCUCGCACGCUAGCCGUGUUGGCGGCUCUCGGCCUCCUCUACUGCCUCAGGGGCCCGCUUCGGUUGCGGGAUAACUUGGUGGCAGUGACUGUCUUCUUGAGCACGUUGACUCCGAAAUUCUAUGUUGCGCUUACAGGGACUUCCUCAUUGAUAUCUGGCUUGAUAUUUAUAUUUGAAUGGUGGUAUUUCAGAAAAUAUGGCACUUCUUUCAUUGAGCAGGUAUCCGUGAGUCAUUUGCGACCACUGAUUGGAGGAGCAGAGAACAAUACUUCUCCUCAGUCAAAUUUCUCUGCCAGUGAUGGAGAAAGUGAGACAAACAGGCAAAGUUUAUCAGAGUGCAAAGUAUGGAGAAAUCCUCUCAAUCUAUUUAGAGGAGCAGAAUAUAGCAGAUACACAUGGGUGACUGGAAAGGAGCCACUCACAUAUUAUGACAUGAACUUGUCUGCUCAGGAUCAUCAGACUUUUUUCACAUGUGAAACAGACUCACUCAGGCCUUCAGAUGCAGUUAUGCAGAAGGCAUGGCGGGAGAGGAAUCCUCAGGCUCGAAUCAAAGCAGCAUAUCAAGCUUUAGAAUUAAAUAAUGAAUGUGCUACUGCAUAUGUUCUCCUGGCUGAGGAAGAAGCUACUACAAUUGUAGAUGCUGAGAAGUAUUUCAAGCAGGCCUUGAGAGCUGGAGAAAAUGUUUAUAGGAAGUCUCAGCAUUGCAGUUCCCAAAGUCCUCAACAUGAAGCUCAGCUUCGAAGAGACACCAAUGUACUGGUGUAUGUGAAAAGAAGACUAGCAAUGUGUUCAAGGAAGCUUGGAAGAAUUAAAGAAGCAGUAAAAAUGAUGAGAGAUUUAAUGAAAGAAUUUCCUGUCCUAAGUGUACUGAAUAUUCAUGAAAACCUCCUAGAGGCCCUUCUUGAACUGCAGGCAUAUGCUGAUGUCCAAGCAGUCUUAGCAAAGUAUGACGAUAUCAGCCUUCCCAAAUCAGCAGCAAUAUGUUACACAGCAGCACUGCUAAAGGCCAGAGCGGUUUCAGAUAGGUUCUCUCCAGAAACAGCCUCAAGAAGAGGACUUAGUACAGCGGAGAUUAAUGCAGUAGAAGCAAUUCACAGAGCUGUUGAAUUUAACCCUCAUGUCCCAAAGUACUUGUUAGAAAUGAAAAGCUUAAUUUUACCUCCGGAACACAUUCUGAAACGUGGUGACAGUGAAGCAGUGGCAUAUGCUUUCUUCCAUCUCCAGCACUGGAAGCGAAUAGAAGGGGCCCUUAAUCUUCUGCACUGUACAUGGGAAGGCACAUUUAGAAUGAUCCCAUAUCCAUUAGAGAAGGGCCAUCUAUUUUAUCCCUAUCCCAGCUGCACAGAGACGGCAGACAGAGAAUUAUUACCAACAUUUCAUGAUGUGUCCGUAUAUCCCCAGAAGGAGCUUCCUUUUUUCAUCCACUUUACAGCAGGGCUGUGCUCUUUCACAGCAAUGUUAGCCCUCCUCACUCACCAGUUCCCUGAACUCAUGGUCAUUUUUGCUAAAGCUUUCUUUGGAACUCUCUUGUCGCCUUUGAGCUUCAUGAUGGAGAAGAUUGAGCGCCUCAUGCCUGCUGGUCUCUGGCAUCAACUGACCCAAAUUUGAGUGGACCUCAAUGGUUGGAUCAGCCAGUGUUCUCAGGAACUCUACAAUAAGCACCCCUGCACAACAGCACUUGCAGCAAAGGGUGUGAAAGAACACAAGCUCUAUGACUUUGUUUUGUUUUACAUCCUGUUAUUGGUGCUUAAGAGUUGCUGUAUUCCUUCUUAAGCCUUAGUAUCUGUAUCAAUUAGGAACAAGCAGAUUAUAUUGUGUGUGAGGGAAGGGUAUUGUGCUAACUUGAACAUUAGCUGUACCACUUGAAGCUACUGCUUUCUGUAUAAGAGCCUUUGGAAAGCAAUAAAUUUGGCAGAUGGUGUAUGAAAGUUUCUUCAGAACAGCAGGUACAUUUAAAUCCUCAUUGGCCUAAAUUCUAAUGAGACCUUAUUUUGGUCUUCGGAAUACAGUCUUCCAUGUUAACUCAUUAUAUUUAUAUAUGUCUGCGGUGACUUUUUUUGCAGUGUUUUUUUGGUGAUUAGUUACAAUAACAUUGUGAGGUAUCUCAGCCUCAACAACAGAGAAGGAUAAUAUUUUUGAUGUGAUCCCCACAAAAACCUUAGAGCUCCAUACUUCCUGCAAGCCUUGGGGCCAUAUACUUGCAAGACAAACAUCAUGUUAUUACUUGCAAGACCACUGAUGCAGCUGAUCCAGCUCCUCCCAACUUGCUAUUUGUAAUCUGCCUUGAGUCCUAGUGAGAAAGGCGGACUAUAAGUAAUACCAAUAAAUAAAAAAAAUAAAAGAGGUUAGAUUUUCUGAUACAUUUUUUCUCAUUAC
Molecule: messenger RNA, 2565 nt
Organism: Eublepharis macularius
Lineage: Eukaryota; Metazoa; Chordata; Lepidosauria; Squamata; Eublepharidae
Gene: ST7L
Product: suppression of tumorigenicity 7 like
Exons: 15
Coding region: 1-1797 (598 amino acids)
Molecular function (GO): protein binding
Source: RefSeq, a predicted model, not a curated record